CUUUUAUCAACGAUGCUGAGGACGCCAGGUGGUAGAAGAGAAGGGACAUGGAUAGUCCACGUACAGUCUGCUCAAUAUUUACAUUACCAUAACUGCUUACCUUGUCGCCCAAUUUCAUGUUCAGUUGGAAGAUAUCAUGGAAUACCAUGGCCAACCAGAGAGUGCCUCGAAGCCCAACACAGCCGAAGUCUCGGUAUAUCCAGAUGAGAAGACAUUGAUGCGCCGAGUCGACUGGAAUAUCCUUCCUCUUAUGACUGUUGCCUACAUGCUGCAGUUUCUCGACAAGACCGCUCUAGGAUAUACGACAAUCUUUGGAAUCCGGGAAUCACUGGUAAUCAUGCCCGCGUAUGCCAUGCCACGGAGAUCGCUGACCAGAAAUCAGAACCUCGUUGGCGAUCAGUAUUCAUGGGCCGCGAGCGCAUUCUAUUUUGGGUUUAUGGUCGCCAGUUACCCGGUCUCUCUAUGCUUCGUCAAACUUCCAAUUGGGAAAUUCCUUUCCCUUACCUUUAUUUCUUGGGCCGUGGUCCUAGCCUGCCAUGGCGCGACGUCCAAUUUUGCCGGCCUUAUGGUCGUUCGUGUGCUCCUCGGAGUUCUUGAAAGUACUAUUACACCAGGACUGUCCCUGGUAACUAGUCUCUGGUAUAAGCGGUCGGAGCACGCAUCAAGGCAUGGAAUCUGGUUUGCAGGAAACAGCAUUUCGUCCAUUUUUGGGGGGCUGUUGACGUAUGCUAUCGGCCAUAUCAGCAACUCCGUUCAACCAUGGGCGUGGAUAUUCAUCAUAUUCGGAAUCCUCACGUUUGCAUACGGGGUUGUCCUUUUGAUCUUCCUACCCGACAGCCCUCGCACCGCGCGCUUUCUCUCCAAGGAGGAAAGGGAGUUCAUUCACAAACGUGCCCAACAGGACACCCAUACCACCGUUUCGUACAAAUGGUCGAAGAGCCAAUGUAUCGAAGCACUGAUCGACCCGAAAACCUGGCUUAUCUUCAUAUACGCCAUGGGAUCAUGCAUCCCCAAUGGCGGUGUCACAAGCUUCGGAAGUAUUGUCGUGUCGGGGUUCGGAUUCUCGACCUUCAACACAAUCCUCGUCCAGCUCCCCAUGUCGAUUUUUACUCUCAUAUAUGUAACCGCGGCUACGGUUAUCACCUCCAAGCUGCGCAAAUCGCGCUGCAUUACCGCUGCAGUUCUUGAACUCAUCAGCCUAGCGGGUUGCUUAAUGGUCUCCCAGAUUGACCCCCAGGAUAAGCUCGCUCGACUUGGUGGAAUGUGGCUUUUCCCCGCCUAUUCCGCCUCGAUUCCCAUCAUACUUAGUGUUAUUGCGUCCAACGUGGCCGGGUAUACGAAGAGAACUACAGUGAGCGCGGUGAUGUUUCUUGGAAAUUGCGCUGGCAAUAUCACCGGCCCUUUUCUUUUCUUUUCCGAUGAAACACCUGUAUACCAGAGCGCAUGGAUCGGGAUUAUGAUUUCACUGGCCAUUGCCUUCGUAGCUCUCCUUGUAUUGCGCCAACUAAUGGACUUCCAAAACCGAUAUCGCGAUCGCCAGCAAAAUGUAAAGAUAGACCCGGAAUCUGAAUCUUCUGGGGUCACUGAAACGGUGGAGGCUGUUGCAUUGGAUGCGGAUGAGACGGACUGGGAGAACCAAAGCUUUCGAUAUUAUUUGUAGGGGACUUGUAGUUCUAAACCUAGUCGAGUC
This is a messenger RNA of Aspergillus versicolor CBS 583.65, 1690 nucleotides long. RefSeq lists its product as uncharacterized. Gene Ontology annotation, biological process: tripeptide transport; dipeptide transport; transmembrane transport. Gene Ontology annotation, cellular component: plasma membrane. Gene Ontology annotation, molecular function: dipeptide transmembrane transporter activity; allantoate transmembrane transporter activity. The coding region runs from base 137 to 1660 and encodes 507 amino acids. Lineage: Eukaryota; Fungi; Ascomycota; Eurotiomycetes; Eurotiales; Aspergillaceae. The record is from RefSeq and is a predicted model, not a curated record. The transcript has 6 exons.